UUUCCCAAUGAAGUGGACCACCCACUCCAAGAGAUAAUAAUUUCAUUUUCUGCAGACUUUUGAAUCCAUUGAACAUGUGACCACAAAACUCUGUCAAAAAAAAAACUUUUCUUUUUCACUCAUCUUAUUAUUGCUCUAGUAGUGAGCUUAAUGUUGUUUCUUUCUCUGUCUCUCACUACUACUACUCACUAGACUCCUCCAUAGCUAAGCUCCACCUACUACAAUAGUCUCCACGCGCUUUUAUAUUACUGCCACAGUGGCAAAUCCACCUUCCUCCCUCUCAUGGCCACCACCACCACACCCAUCACCAUCUUCAACACCUUUCGCCGCCGCCUCAAUCGCACCUGAUCACUCCUCCUCCUCCGUCGCUGUCGGAGUCAGUACUCCAGACUACAUGCUAGGUCUUCGAAACAUCAUUCUCUUAUCUCCACCACCGCAGAUAGCACGUCCGUCUCCGUCGCCGGUAAACCUCGCGGCAGUGGAAGAAAACAAAGCAGAGAAAGUGUGCAGAGACUGUGGAAACAGAGCAAAGAAAGAGUGUUUGUUCGAAAGGUGUAGGACUUGUUGUAAAAGCAGAGGAUACAACUGUGCUACGCACGUGAAGAGCACGUGGGUUCCUUCUUCUGCAAUUCGUUCUUCAUCUUCUCCUUCUGAGAGGAAGAAGAAGCUCAAAAUCGACAAACAGAGUUCAACUAAUGUCUCGCUCGUUCAGACAACCUCUUCUCGUCAAGAGAGAAGCUUCAAAGAGGGAUUACCGGGAAAAAUUGAAGCUCCGGCGGUAUUUAAACGGACGAGAGUAACAGCGAUAAGCAACAACGAGCAAGCAGAGAUUGGUUAUCAAGCGACAGUAACCAUUAGUGGUCAUGUCUUCAAAGGCUUUCUUCAUUACUAUGGUGUUGAUCACAAUAAAGCCUUCCCUUGUCUUUCUCAAAAACGAUGAAACGACUUCAUAGGAUUCUGUAUAGACUUUCUCUGUUUUUAUCUUUUUUUAAAAAUAAUGUGGAUUUUAAUAUUCAACAUUAAUGGGACAAAACAUCAAAACAUUAA
Molecule: messenger RNA, 1047 nt
Organism: Capsella rubella
Lineage: Eukaryota; Viridiplantae; Streptophyta; Magnoliopsida; Brassicales; Brassicaceae
Product: protein SHI RELATED SEQUENCE 6
Exons: 2
Coding region: 395-940 (181 amino acids)
Biological process (GO): positive regulation of DNA-templated transcription
Cellular component (GO): nucleus
Molecular function (GO): DNA-binding transcription factor activity; DNA binding
Source: RefSeq, a predicted model, not a curated record